AUGGCUGAAGCUAGAUUUUCAGAUAUUGAUAAUCAAUUUGCUGGAGGUUUGGAUAUUUAAAAAAUAGCUAAAUUAGAUAAGUUAUUAUCAAAAGUGGAUCAUGAUUUUAAACAAAAAUAAUCUAAAGAUCUUACUAAACCAAAAUUAAUGGAAUUAAUGAAAACAAUGCAUGAAAUAUAUUAGAUAGUUUUAUAUGAAAUUAGUGAAAUGCUAGAAGUUGCACACUUUAGUGAAUUGAGAUAAGCUUUAAAUAAAAUUUAUAAUGGCUAGAAUUUGAUUGUUCAUUAUAUAUUAAAGUAUGUAUAUUUGUUCAUAAAAUAGAAUAAAUACUAAUUUUGAGGUACAACCUGAUAAAAUGCUUGAAAGUUUAUAGAAAAAUAUGAUAUAAGCAAGAAGAAAAUCUGUUGAUUAAUCUGAAGAAAGAGAAACUAAUAAAAUGGCUCAUUAAAUAGUGUAACUGUAACCUGUAGUUAAGAAGAUGGUUAAGAAAGUUUUUGCAGAAAAAUGGACUGAUACUGGAGAAGAUAUGAACAAUGCUAGAAAUCAAGAUCAUCUUAUAAAAAAGCAAAAGGAAUUAAUGGAUAUUUAAGAUGAUUUAGAUGAAGAUAGUUAAAAGAUAGCUGAAUUCUUAAAAAAUAGAAAACUUGAUUUAAUGGCUGUUGGAGAAUCAAAAGCAUAAGCUAAUUUAAAAGAAGUGUUGAAAGAUCUAGGAAAAAAAAGAAGAAUUACACAUGAAAUUGAUGAUGAGGCUGCAGAAAUAGAGGAAUAAUAAAAUAAAGAAAGAGAAUAGAUAUUUAAUUUAGAAAACACACUUAUGGAUAGUAUAAGAGGAGUAUAGAAAUAAGCUUAAGAAAAAGCAUUAUAAGAUAUUAAAGCAGGUAGAGCAUUAAUGAAGAAUGGAUAAUUAGUUUAUAUGGAAGGAGUGGCAAGUUAGACAGAUAAAAUGAAAAUAGAAAUUGAAUUCUAAGAAAAAAUGUAGUAACAUAGAAAAGAAGGAGCAGAAAGAGAAUCCAAGAUUUUAUAAUUAGAAAGAAAGGUUAAAGAUUUAGGUAUUGAAAAAGAUGCAUAUAUUCAAUAAUUGAGCAAUAUAAACAAUCAAUUAACUAAAGCAAAUUUAGAAAGUAGAAAAUUAUAGGAAUAAUUGAAAUCAAAAGAAAAGGCAAAUAAUGAAUAAUAAGCUGUAAUUAAUAAAACAGAUUCAGAAAAAAUAAGAAAAUUAGUUGAAGAUAAUAUAAAGAUGAAAUUCAGAAUAAAAAAUCUUAUAGAUAAUGUUGCAGGUUUAGAGAAAGAGUAUAAUAGAAGUUUAGAAAGAUUUAGAUUAUUUGUUUAAAAUUCUAAUAUAAGUGAAGAUUAAAAGAAAUUGAUUUUGAAUUAAUUAGAUAAUCUAUUGAGGUUUGAUUUUAAUGAAAAAUUAAAUUUAUAAGAGAUGAAAGAAUUAAUGGUAGUAGAUGAUUUAUUAAAAGAUCCUAUAUUUAAAUAAAUUUGUGGAUCUGAUAUUUCUGCAAUAACUAGAUAAGUCAAAAAAGAUGAAUUAACAAGAAAAUAAAAAUUAGCAAAAGUACCUUUUUAUGAUCCUUUGUUUGAUCCUGAAUAUUUAAAUCCUGGAGAAAAAAUAAUCACUAGAAAGGUCAUGAAACUUGUUAAAAGGUAAAACACAUAAGGAGAAUGGAUAGAAGAAGAAAUGGAAGUAGAAGAAGAAGUUGUUGUAAAUGCAUAAGGUGAAGAAUUAAGAGCUAGAGAUAAGCCAAUUAUUAUUUAAUAAUCUAAAUAAACUUAAUAAUUUUUAGAAUAAUUUGGUGGAUUUGCUGUUGGAGGAGCUAAAAUAAAGAUUCCAACAAAACCUAUUACAAAGGAUGGACGUUAAGUACAAUUGAAUGAAUGGUUUGAAGACAGUUCAGGUAAAAAAGUGAGGAAGGUCUAAGCUAAAGAUGGAGAAGAAACAUAUGAAGUAUAAGAAGAAUAUAUAGAUGAGAAUGGAAAAAAAUAAAUAAGGAUUAAAUAAAUGAAAGUAAAGAAAGAUAAAAAUGGAAAUGAUUAUGUUGAAGAAGAAUUUGUUGAUGAAAAGGGUAAAAAACAAAAAGUAGCUAAAGUAUUUAUAAUAUAAUAAUAAUUUAGAGAGUAACAAAAGACAAAGAUGGUAAUGAUAUUAUUGAAGAAAUCACUAUUGAUGAAUAGGGUAAUAAAACAACAAAAAAAUAAAAAGUAUAUAAAGAUAAAGAUGGUAAUGAGGUUGUAGAAGAAGAAAUUACUGAUUAAUUUGGUAAUGUAACAAAAGUUAAAAGAAAAAUAGUUAAAGAUGCUAAUGGAAAUUAAGUUAUUAUAGAAGAAAGAACUGAUGCAAAUGGAAAUAAAUCUAUAGCUACUAUUAAAAAGAAUCAAUUUGGAUAAGAUAUUAUUUAAGAAUAAAUUAUUGAUAAAAAUGGAAAAAUACAAUAAGUGGAGAAAAAAAUGAUUGUGGAAAAUGGAAUUGCUAUAACAGAAGAAGUUAUGUUAGAUGAAAAUGGAAAUAAAAUUAUUAAAAGAACUAAAAUUAAGAAAGAUGAAAAUGGAAAUGAUAUUAUUGAAGAAGAAACUAUUAAUCCUGAUGGAACUAUUACUAUCAAAACAUCUAAAAAGAAAAAGAAUCCUGAUGGUACAUAUACGGUAGAAACAGAAAUCAUGGACUAAAAUGGAAAUGUCACUGUUGUUAAACAACGUUAAUAUAAAGAUAAAAAUGGAAAUAUUAUUACUGAAGAAGAAUCAAUUGAUCCUUAAACAGGAGCAAAAAUUAUAACCAAAACAAUGAAAGAUUAAAAUGGAAAAGAAAUUGUCUAAAAAUAAAUUGUUGGUGCAGAUGGAAAAAUUACAAACACACAAAAACAAGUUUAGAUUGAUAAGGAUGGCCAUCCUAUUGAAGUUGAAAUUAUACAAGGGGAAAAUGGAUAAUAACAAACUGUAUAAAGGAAGGUUUAUAAAGAUAGAAAUGGAAAUGAAAUUAAAGAAGAAAUUAUAACAGAUGAAUAAGGAAAUAAAAGAUUAAUUAAAACAAGAGUUAUAAAAGAUAAAGAUGGAAAUAAUAUUAUUGAAGAAGUAACUACUAAUGCUGAUGGAAGUAAAAUGACAGUAAAAAAAAAAUAAUAUAAAGAUAAAGAUGGACUUGAAAUUACAGAAAUAGAAACUAUUGAUGCUGAUGGAAAUAAAGUUGUUAUUAGAACUAAAAAAGGAUAAAAUGGAGAAUAAAUUAUAGAAGAAACUAGAAUUGGAAAAGAUGGUAAGGUUGAAAAAAUAAUAAAAAAAUUUAAUAAAGAUAAAAAUGGUAAUAUCGUUGUAGAAGAAACUUAAAUAUCUUCAAAUGGAACUAAAACUGUAAAAAUAAUAAAAUUAGGUACAGAAGAUAGAGAAAUUUAGACUGAAGGAAUCUUUGAUUUUAGUGAUUAAUCUUAAUCAUUGUUAGAUUAGAUUUUAGAGUAAUUAGGUAAUAUGGGAUUGGAAAAAAGUAAGUAAGAAUAAAUUAAAAAUUGGGUGAUGCUUAAAUAACAACUUUAAGUAAAGAGAACAACAAAAUAAUAAUAAUAAUAAGUAUAAUAACAUGAUUCUGAUGAAGAAGUAUUAAAACCUCGACCUUCAUCUGCAUAAUCUAAUAAUUCCUUAGAUUCUUUGGAUGAAGAUUAAACAGAAGAAGAUUAAUCAGAUAAACUUUAUUAAAGAUUAAUGCAAUCAAAAAAUGGGUAAAUGGGAGAAAUUUUGAGAUAAAUUAGAAAUUAAUUAGGAAAACAAGGUAAAUAUUAUUUUUAUAAUAUUUAAUUAGGAAAUGAAUAAAUAUCUGUUGAAGAAUUUAGAGAGUAUAUGAAAAAAAUGAGAUAAAUUCAUGCUCGUUGUGGUGAUAAUUGUCCUCAUUUAAGAAGAUUUUAUUAAAAAAUAGGUUUUGCAACAAAAAAAUAUAAGAGGAGAUUCUUAAAAAUGAAUUUAACAAAAAUAGAUGCAAAAACUAAACUUCCUUAGCUUUAGAACUUUAGUACAAUAAAGUGA
Paramecium primaurelia is the source of this 4008-nucleotide messenger RNA. NCBI's taxonomy places the organism in Eukaryota, Ciliophora, Oligohymenophorea, Peniculida, Parameciidae. The record is from the annotation of a GenBank genome assembly.